GUAUAAAUAGGAUCGUGCAGCUUGCUCUGCAGGCGAAGGGAUGACUGAGACGACACAGCAACUUGCUGCUCGUGGGAGUUUAACUCCAACCAAACACUGAGGAUAAUAUUCCCAUCAUUAAACACCAGACUGUCUGUAAAGAGAUGUCCACUACAACUGUCCUGCCGGUGGUUGGCCUCAGGUCGACGGCCCAGUCAGCUGGACUUGCUGAGAUUGCUGUCAGGCUGUGCUUGAACCAACGUAAACAACUGUGUCCUCAUGUUUGGGUUCCCAUCCUAAAGCCCCAGCGCCCCUGCAUCCGUCCUCCAGUUUCAGAUCAGCUUCCCCCUGACGUCUUGAGCCAAGCCUAUCUUAGCCUCCCUGUACCAUUUUUCUUGGAUGACUUGGAUGAUGAUGAAGUUUUGAUCCCAAUCAAGAACAAACGGGUGGUUUUUGCUGACUCACAGGGAUUUCCUCUAACAGCUGUGCGAGUGUUUUCUGAUGAAGAGGACCAGUCUGACCUCGACCUCCUGCCUUCCCUGCAGAGUUUGGGAAGCAUGACAGAGGAUGGCUACAGCUGCACCGUCAGCACCUGCUGCCCAGGAACUCGGCUCAAACUGGGCUUCCCUCAGCCCUCUGCAGAUUUCCAGGCCUUCCGUGCCAAGCUGGCAAAGAGCAUGGUUAUCCUGGAGAACUGCAAUGUUAAUGACCAGGCUCUCCGAGGCAUCGCCCGAGUUAGGAACAUCAGUUUCCAGAAGGAUGUGCGAGUACGCAUCACCUUUGACUCUUGGCAGAGCUACAGGGAUGUGCCUUGUACGUACCUGCAGAAACGCUUCGGUGGACCUCAGACAGACAUAUUUGAAUUCGACAUUGCUAUUCCUAAAGUGCUAGAUGCCAAAAGGAAGAUAGAAUUCUGUUUAGCUUAUUUACCAGGUGGCCACAGCGAGCCCUUCUGGGAUAACAACAACGGACAGAAUUACAGCAUUGCUGUGAGUGUGAGCUCACAUCUCUGUCGCGGGAAGAAUCUGAGUGAAAGGGCAUGACUUACUCAACUCAGAAAUGAUCCCUAUUUCUGUCAUACAUAAUACGUCAGUCCUGACGAUGAGCCUGAUAUGUUUUAUUACAUUUGCAUCGUUUUCUCUUUGAAUUUAUACUUUUA
This is a messenger RNA of Scatophagus argus, 1138 nucleotides long. RefSeq names its product protein phosphatase 1 regulatory subunit 3C2, duplicate b (gene ppp1r3c2b). The record is from RefSeq and is a predicted model, not a curated record. The transcript is spliced from 3 exons. Gene Ontology annotation, cellular component: protein phosphatase type 1 complex. Bases 144 to 1022 code for a protein of 292 amino acids. Gene Ontology annotation, molecular function: protein phosphatase 1 binding; glycogen binding. Gene Ontology annotation, biological process: regulation of glycogen biosynthetic process. NCBI's taxonomy places the organism in Eukaryota, Metazoa, Chordata, Actinopteri, Scatophagidae.